AUGACAAAAAGAGAGUCGAUGAAGAGAAAGAUACCAGAGCUCAACUUUGAUGAGUUUGAAAACAAAUCAUUGGAGCAAUGUAUAGAAUUUCUCUCAAAAAUCGAUAGAUGUUUAUGGACUUUUUGGAAAGGUGAAGUAGAAGAAUCAGCGUUGGAUGUGAUUGAUGUAAGCAAGAUCAAUGUUUCAAAAGAAGGUGUCAUCAUUAAAAAUGCAUCACCACAGUCUACGACACCAUUGACUUCAAACUAUAGUCCGAAUCUAGCACCGAGUAAACCAACAAAGGUUCUCAAACUAAAACAAUGGGCACCUCUUCGAAUACAAGCUCCUUCUAUAUGUCAACCAUACGAUCUAUCAGGUCGACCAAACACCUUUUCUCCUCAAGUACUUCAAUCAUCUCUAUUAAAGGAACCUCAUUCUCAUAUAAAGUCUUUAGAUCCUAUCCCUGAUGGUAAAGUUAUGGAAUUGGCAUAUUUGAAUCAAUCGAUUGCAUAUAUUCAACAAGUGAUUGGUCUUUCAAAAGGUACUACAACAUUACCAAUUGGAGAAUAUUCAACACAUAAUAUUGGAGAAUUAUUACAUAGUACAAAAGCAUUACCAAAAUCGAUACAAUCAUGUUUAGAUAGACAAAGCAACCAUAACAUAUUUUUCACAAACAAUGGCUCGAUUGAAUUAAGACCAUACUUGCCAUUUCUAACAAGAAGACAUUUCUUUCCAAACUCUGUAUAUACAACCAAACCGAAUCACUUUCUAAACAUUUUACCAAGUCCAAACGAUACCUACCAUGUACCAUUUUCACAACUCGAAAUCAAUAUCCUUUUACAACACUUGCCCAAUCUCGUAUCUGGGCAAGUCCCAAAGAUUCAACAACUCUAUCACCUUUGUAAAAAUCAACUCUAUGGUCGUGUUCCCAUAGAUGUCUAUCGCUAUUUGGAAGAUAUUAGAUUGGGUCUUGAAGAAUUUAUCCCAACAAAUCCAAACCAAACUAUAGUUUAUACUCCUAAAAAAGAAAAAUUUUCAACUGAAAUGUGUCUAUAUAAACAAUCAUUUGGAAUAUCAAAGCCUAGAUCAUCAAACAAAAAGAUUAUUGGAUCUCUUAUUGAUGAUAUGUCAUUUACUCAUUCAUAUUCACCAUCAGGUCAUCCAGUCAUUGAUGUUAAAAUUGAUCCAACUGGUAAAACUAAUAAGAUUUUAGCAUUAUCAACAGAUAAACCAAAUGAAGCAACUUUAUAUGAUUUUUUAACAAAUGAAACGAUUAAAUUAGAACAUCAUGGUACACUUUGUCCAGAGGGUCAUUUUUCGAUAGAUGGUAAUGAAGUAUUGACUUGUGGAAGUGAUGGAUCAAUGGUUGUAUGGGACGUUCAUGAUGGCAAAAAAUUAUUUUCACAUGGUCUUCCAAAUGACCAUGCUCUGCGUAUUGCAAUUCAUCCAGAAAUGACAUUGGCAGCAACUGGUUACAAAGAUAGUAAAUCAAUCAUCAUGACCAACUACAAAAACUAUGUAUGCGUUGAUUUGACAGCACCUCAAAAACCAGAAAAGAAUUGGCCUGCUGAAGUUUCAGAUCUUUGUUUUGGUAAUGGUGUUUACAAUAAUUAUCUAUUAUGUGGUUUAUAUAAUUCAAGUGAUGAUGAUGAAAAUGAUAGAAAAGAUGCUUUUUGCAGUUUAAUUAAUAUUAACAAACCAGAAGUAUAUACAUUAUUUCAUACAGCACACAAGGAGAUUUCAAAUGUUGCAUGGAAUCCUAAAAGUUCAGCAGAAUUUGUUGUUGGAUCAACCGAUGGAUAUCUUACGACCUAUGACAUUAGAUGUUUGGAUAAACCAACUCGUAGUAUAUUGACAGGCCAACUCGACUCUAAUCUAAUUAGUUGGAGUCCGUGUGGAGCCUAUUUAGUUUAUUGUGGCUCCGGUAAUUGUCCUUUGGUUUAUGACAAGAGAUAUAUCGACAAACCAUUGAUAGUUCUCAGUCACGAUGUAUUUGACAUGGAAUCUGGUGUGGUAUCUCAUUCUACUUGGUCAAAACAAGGAAACUUUUUAAUUACAUGUGGCGACGAUUGCUGUGUUAGAGUGUGGGACAUUUCAAAGGGUGAUCCCUAUGUUAAAUGCUUUAAAAAUCAUAAAUCACAAGUUAAUUUUGUUGACAUUUCUCGCGACAGUGACUUUAUUGUCAGUGGCGGUGAUGAUGGUCAUGUCAAUAUUUACAGUACUAGGCCCGAAGGCAAUAUAUUUUAUUAA
Molecule: messenger RNA, 2229 nt
Organism: Cavenderia fasciculata
Lineage: Eukaryota; Evosea; Eumycetozoa; Acytosteliales; Cavenderiaceae
Exons: 7
Coding region: 1-2229 (742 amino acids)
Molecular function (GO): protein binding
Source: RefSeq, a predicted model, not a curated record